Microplitis mediator is the source of this 2353-nucleotide messenger RNA. RefSeq lists its product as uncharacterized. The coding region runs from base 631 to 1143 and encodes 170 amino acids. Lineage: Eukaryota; Metazoa; Arthropoda; Insecta; Hymenoptera; Braconidae. The transcript is spliced from 6 exons. The record is from RefSeq and is a predicted model, not a curated record.
ACACGUGUUCAUGUUGUAAGGCGUCAUAUAUUGAAUUGCGUUAUUUGAAAGUGAAGUCAAUUAAAAAUAAAGAUUGUACUAAUUAAGCAAAUAUAGUUAUAUUAUAUUGUUUUAAUAAAAAGAUUUGAAUAUGUUUUAUUUAAUUGAGUGUGACAAAGAUCAAUCUUUGUGUACUGUAGAAGACUUCGAAAUCGUGUGCGAUCCCGAUCAACCACCAAUAUUAGACGAAAAUGUUGAUUUUUUUUAUGGAAAAGAAAAGUACAAAGGGGUUGUUGUUGGCAUGUCAGAGGAUGCUAAUCUAUUGAACGAAAAGGCAAAAAAUUUAAAACGGAAACGGAAAGCUUCUGGUUCACCUGUUCAGUCAUCACCAUUACCUCCCAAGAGAUCCCGGAAGCCUAAGAAAAGCUUUUCUUUUACUGAUGAGAUUAGUGACUGUCAAGUCAAGAAGCCGAAAAAAAAUUCAGAUAAAAAAAAUCAAGAAAACUACACUAAAAACUUACAAAACCAAGUUAAAUCCAAAAUUCACGAUGGGAAUAAAGACUCGAGAACGGGACUUCCAAGCAACAAUCUGCAGUCAAUAAACCAGUCGCUGAUCGUCCAGCAAUAAGUCCCACAAAAGAGGAGCUUAGAAUGAUGCUUGAAAGACAGAACAAGCUCCUCGAAUUAUAUCGAAGCCCAUCACGUCAAAGUUCAGCAUUGAGUAGUAAAAUAUUGCAAAAAAGAAACGAAUCAGAUUCCGAAGACAGUGAUAAAGAAGUGUUACGUGCAGAAACAAGUUCUGCAAGUGAUAAUGAUGAUUAUAAGGAACCCCUCAGAGUAUCAAAAAAAGAAACACUUGAAGAAAAUGACAAUCAGGACGGUCAUCAAUCUGAAUCUAAAACGGAAAGUAAUAGUCCGAAAGAUGAUACAACUUUGAAUCCUCAAUUGUGGGGCAAAAACUGCGGCGAGCCAUUAGUUUUGUUGAAAAACAACAUUUACUGCAAAAAAGCGAUUUUUGACGAUGCAGAAGAUUUAUCUAGGAAGUCUGCUACAUCGCUUUUACGAAGAUUGAUGGGUGGAGUAUUUAGACCUGAUGUUAUUUUAAACGAACUGCACGUACAGUGGGCGGCCUCCUUCAGCACAAGGAAAAGACAAACAGCUUAAGAAAGUUGAACCAUUAGAUCGACUAGCCAAAAGAGCACUCAUGGAAUAUUGUGAUGAUUAUGCUACUAAAAAAGGAUGGUCAAAAUCCAACCCGAUUGAUCUACGUGCAGCUAUGUCACAAUGGAUCGGUGAGUUAAAAAGAACACAUCAAAAAAAUCUCAAACGAAACACAUAAUUCGUUUGGUCACACUCUUUUUUUGUUAACUUGAUAAAAAUACUUUAUCUCGCAUGACGUUACACGUCAAUCUAUAAUAAAUAAGUUCAUUAAGCUUUAAUAAGAUAAAUUGAGAAAGAUAACAAUUUUUAGUACAUGUUUAAUGGCUGUCAUCCAUCGAAUUUAUUGAUUAUUAAAUUUUUAAUUAUUAUCCAUUUCUGAAAUUUAAUAUUUUUUAUCAGAGUUUAUGCUUUUACGACAGAGGAGAGUAUUGUUAAAAUUUAAUCAUUUUGCUAAGUAUUCGAUUUCCAAGAUAUUUAAUCAUAAAAAAGUAUUACUAAGUUAUUAAGUAUUGUUAAGAUAUGAAAUAAACUGUUGUUAGUCAUAAAAUAGUACUCGUAAUUUAAAUAUGAGUCUUCAGACUAUAUAAUGAAUAAUGCUUGAGCGUUUGAAAAAAAGUAUUUUAACUUAUAAUGUGCAUCUGAGUGACAAGACAUGUGUGAUUACACAGAAAUUUAGUUCUUAAAAGUAUAUGAACGUUUAAGUUAAUUUCUAAGAAAUAUUUAAUGUUUGAUGUUUGUUCGUUUUCUAAUUUCAUUUUAUAUGGUAUUAUAUUUGUAUUUUAUUAUCUAACGUUAAAUUGUAAUCUUCUAUAAUAUAUUAUGAUACAAAAAAGAUUGUCAUUAGGCAUAAGAUAAUAUGUAUACGUAAUUAGAAAUGUUAAAUCAUCACUAUUUAAAAAGUGAGUAUCAGUACUAGUAGUACUAGUAGUAUUAAUACCAAUUGAUACAUUAGUACAAAAUAGUCAUGUAUAUGCAUAAGUUUUUCUUAAGAAAUUCAGCUUAAUUUAAUUUAUAAAGUUUAAUUUAGGUAUAAAAAAGGCAAUUAUUAGUAACAAUACUUAAAAUUGUAAUGGUAAAAAAGUGUUAUAAUAGCAGGCCUAUGAUUACCUACAGUAUUAUCAGAAAUACUUGCAAUACAGUUCCUUGUGAAGCAAUACAUUAACAUAUUUAUUAAUUAGAAAUGUGAAAAUAAGUGCUGCAUAUAUGCGAAAUA